Messenger RNA from Brassicogethes aeneus, 2755 nucleotides. The record is from the annotation of a GenBank genome assembly. NCBI's taxonomy places the organism in Eukaryota, Metazoa, Arthropoda, Insecta, Coleoptera, Nitidulidae.
UGGCAACUCUGCUUGUUUGACUGUCGGCUGUCAUUUUUACUCGAAAAGGCUACGUCAUUCCUAACGAUCGUCAGUCAUAGAAUUUUGCGUUUAAUUACAAGUCGAUUGUGGUAAAAUUUAGGCAUAGCAUUUUAUUAGAAGAAAUUUUAACGAAAUCACAACAAUGUCAACGGACGUAAAAGGUCCUGAUGAUUUGGCAACAGCCAUUCUGCGCAAAAAGGACAAGCCAAACAGGCUUCUAGUGGAAGAGGCAAUCAACGAUGACAAUUCCGUUGUGUCUCUGUCCCAAGCAAAAAUGGAUGAGCUCCAAUUGUUUCGAGGUGAUACUGUGCUUUUAAAGGGUAAACGCCGGAAAGAAACGGUGUGCAUAGUAUUGUCGGACGACACGUGUAGCGACGAAAAAAUUCGCAUGAACAGAAAUGUCAGGAACAAUCUCAGGGUGCGAUUGUCUGAUGUGGUCAGUAUUCAGCCCUGUCCUGAUGUUAAAUAUGGCAAGAGGAUCCAUGUUUUGCCCAUUGAUGACACUGUUGAGGGACUCACAGGAAACCUGUUUGAGGUGUACCUAAAACCGUACUUCUUGGAGGCGUACCGCCCCAUACACAAGGACGACGUCUUCAUAGUGCGAGGCGGCAUGCGCGCAGUCGAAUUCAAAGUCGUCGAAACCGACCCCGCGUCGUAUUGCAUCGUCGCGCCCGACACCGUCAUCCACUGCGAGGGAGACCCCAUCAAGCGCGAAGAGGAGGAGGAAGCCUUGAACGCCGUCGGCUACGACGACAUCGGCGGCUGCCGCAAGCAGCUCGCGCAGAUCAAAGAGAUGGUCGAGCUGCCUCUGAGGCAUCCCAGCCUGUUCAAGGCCAUCGGCGUCAAGCCGCCGAGAGGAAUUUUGCUGUACGGCCCCCCCGGCACCGGCAAGACUCUGAUUGCUCGCGCCGUUGCCAACGAAACCGGUGCGUUCUUCUUUUUGAUCAACGGUCCCGAGAUUAUGAGCAAGUUGGCCGGCGAGUCCGAGAGCAACUUGCGCAAGGCGUUCGAGGAGGCGGACAAAAAUUCGCCGGCUAUUAUUUUUAUCGACGAGUUGGACGCCAUCGCGCCGAAGAGGGAGAAAACUCAUGGAGAGGUCGAACGUCGUAUCGUCUCCCAACUCUUAACUCUCAUGGACGGCAUGAAAAAGAGCUCGCACGUAAUCGUGAUGGCCGCCACCAAUCGUCCGAAUUCGAUCGAUCCCGCUCUACGUCGUUUCGGACGCUUCGAUCGCGAAAUCGACAUCGGCAUCCCCGACGCCACCGGCCGUCUGGAAGUUUUACGCAUCCACACCAAAAACAUGAAGCUCGCCGACGACGUCGAUUUGGAGCAGAUCGCUGCCGAGACGCACGGCCACGUGGGCGCCGAUUUGGCCUCGCUAUGCUCCGAGAGUGCUCUGCAACAGAUCAGAGAGAAGAUGGAUUUGAUCGACCUGGAGGACGAUCAAAUCGACGCGGAAGUACUAAACUCGCUCGCCGUCACGAUGGAGAACUUCCGCUACGCGAUGACAAAGAGCAGCCCGUCCGCUCUCCGCGAAACCGUGGUCGAAGUACCCAACGUCAGCUGGGAAGACAUCGGCGGCCUGCAAAACGUCAAAAAGGAACUGCAGGAGUUGGUGCAAUACCCCGUGGAACACCCCGACAAGUUCCUGAAGUUCGGGAUGCAGCCGUCGCGCGGAGUUCUCUUCUACGGCCCGCCCGGUUGCGGUAAAACACUCCUGGCCAAGGCCAUCGCCAACGAGUGCCAGGCCAACUUCAUAUCGAUCAAAGGGCCCGAGCUGCUGACCAUGUGGUUCGGCGAGUCCGAAGCCAACGUCAGGGAUAUUUUCGAUAAGGCGCGUUCGGCCGCUCCUUGCGUGCUCUUCUUCGACGAGCUGGAUUCCAUCGCUAAAUCCAGGGGUGGAAAUGUCGGGGAUGCCGGUGGGGCGGCUGACAGAGUUAUCAACCAGAUUUUGACGGAGAUGGACGGCAUGGGCGCCAAAAAGAACGUUUUCAUCAUCGGUGCUACCAACAGACCAGAUAUCAUUGAUCCCGCAAUUUUGAGACCUGGCCGUCUCGACCAGCUGAUUUACAUCCCAUUGCCGGACGACAAGUCCAGGGAGGCGAUCUUCAAGGCCAACUUGAGAAAAUCUCCGGUGGCCAAGGACGUAGACAUGAACUACAUCGCCAAAGUAACGCACGGUUUCUCUGGUGCCGAUCUGACGGAAAUCUGCCAACGCGCUUGCAAACUGGCCAUCAGGCAGUGCAUAGAGUCGGAAAUAAGACGCGAGCGCGAAAGGGCCACCAACCCCAACGUGGCUUCGAUGGAGGUAGAAGAAGACGAUCCAGUUCCAGAGAUAACAAAAGCGCACUUUGAAGAGGCGAUGCGAUUCGCCAGGAGGUCGGUUUCCGAUAACGACAUUCGCAAAUACGAGAUGUUCGCGCAAACUUUGCAACAGUCGAGAGGUUUCGGUACCAAUUUCCGUUUCCCCAACGCUGGUACAGGGCCACAGGCACCAGGUGGCACUGCCGGAGACCAGGGUAACUUCCAGGACGACCCUGAAGAUGACCUAUACAGCUAGAUUACUACUAAGGUAGUGCGCCUAUCAUUUUAUAUUUGUAUUUAUUACAUAAUUUUCAAUUAGUUAACAAAAUACAUAUUCUUUAAAGUUUUAUUUUAUGUUCGAUUUAGUUUUCGACUUAAUAAAAGUUUGUCUACAAUGUGGUGUUUAUUUUCAAAUAAAAACUGGUUUGAA